UGCUGUGCCCCCCCCCGCCCCGAAGAUCUGUCGCGAUGCCGGGGCAUGGGAAGCCACAGUGAAGCCAACGCACAGCGGCUUUAGAGAGGUCGGAGAAGAGAGGCAGGGCCAGUGAAGGAGGGGAAAGCGUGUUUACAAGGGUGGUGGGGACCGGGACGGAGCGUCAGGGGCCAUGGCUGUUUUAAGGCGGAAGGACACGGUGGGAAGUGAGACGCCAGAGAUAUAAAACUCGGCUGGUGGCGGCUGUAGUUCUUUCGCCGGUCCCUCAUGCCCGCAGCGAUGCCCGAGGAAGUGCAGCGCGAGGAGGAGGAUGCGGAGACCUUCGCUUUCCAGGCGGAGAUCGCCCAGCUCAUGUCGCUGAUCAUCAACACUUUCUACUCCAACAAGGAAAUCUUCUUGCGGGAGCUCAUCUCCAACGCCUCCGACGCACUGGACAAGAUCCGUUAUGAGAGCCUGACUGACCCCUCGAAGCUCGACAGCGGCAAAGACCUCAAGAUUGACAUAGUCCCCAACCCCAGAGACCGCACGCUCACCCUGGUGGAUACCGGCAUUGGGAUGACAAAAGCAGACCUCAUCAACAACCUGGGCACCAUUGCCAAAUCUGGUACCAAAGCCUUUAUGGAAGCUCUUCAGGCUGGUGCAGACAUCUCCAUGAUUGGGCAGUUUGGUGUGGGUUUCUAUUCUGCGUAUCUAGUGGCUGAGAAGGUGGUUGUCAUUACCAAGCACAAUGACGAUGAGCAGUAUGCGUGGGAGUCGUCAGCUGGUGGCUCCUUCACUGUCCGAAUUGACCGUGGUGAGCCCAUUGGACGGGGCACCAAAGUGAUCCUCUAUUUGAAGGAGGACCAGACAGAGUACUUGGAGGAGCGGCGGGUCAAAGAGGUGGUGAAGAAGCACUCCCAAUUCAUUGGCUACCCCAUCACACUCUAUCUGGAGAAGGAGCGUGAGAAAGAGAUCAGUGAUGAUGAGGUAGAGGAGGAGAAAAGUGAGAAGGAAGACGAAGAUUCAGCCUCCAAAGAUGAAGAAAAACCCAAAAUUGAGGAUGUUGGUUCUGAUGAGGAGGAGGAGGAGGGAGGCAAAGGCAAGAAAAAGAAGACGAAGAAAAUCAAAGAGAAAUAUAUUGACCAGGAGGAGCUGAACAAGACCAAGCCUAUAUGGACCCGCAACCCCGACGACAUCACCCAGGAGGAGUAUGGGGAGUUCUACAAAAGCCUCACCAAUGACUGGGAGGACCACUUGGCUGUCAAGCACUUUUCCGUGGAAGGACAGCUGGAGUUCAGGGCCCUGCUCUUCAUCCCGCGCCGUGCCCCUUUUGACCUCUUUGAGAACAAGAAGAAGAAGAAUAACAUUAAGCUGUAUGUGAGGCGUGUCUUCAUCAUGGACAGCUGCGACGAGCUCAUCCCAGAGUAUCUCAAUUUCAUUCGGGGUGUUGUAGACUCAGAGGACCUGCCUCUGAACAUCUCCCGUGAGAUGCUCCAGCAGAGCAAGAUCCUCAAGGUGAUCCGCAAAAACAUUGUGAAGAAAUGCUUGGAGCUCUUCUCUGAGCUGGCAGAGGACAAAGAGAACUACAAGAAAUUUUACGAGGCCUUUUCCAAGAAUCUGAAGCUGGGCAUCCACGAGGACUCGACCAACCGCAAGCGCCUCUCGGAGCUGCUGCGUUACCACACCUCGCAGUCAGGCGAGGAGAUGACUUCACUCUCUGAGUAUGUGUCCCGCAUGAAGGACACCCAGAAAAGCAUCUACUAUAUCACAGGGGAGAGCAAGGAGCAGGUUGCCAACUCGGCCUUUGUGGAGCGCGUGCGGAAGCGUGGCUUUGAGGUGGUGUACAUGACGGAGCCCAUUGAUGAGUACUGCGUGCAGCAGCUCAAGGAGUUUGAUGGCAAGACCCUGGUAUCGGUCACCAAAGAGGGGCUGGAGCUGCCUGAGGAUGAGGAGGAGAAAAAAAAGAUGGAGGAGAGCAAGGCCAAGUUUGAGACCCUCUGCAAACUCAUGAAGGAGAUCUUGGACAAGAAGGUGGAGAAGGUCACCAUCUCAAACCGGUUGGUCUCCUCUCCUUGCUGCAUUGUCACCAGCACCUAUGGUUGGACGGCCAACAUGGAGCGCAUCAUGAAAGCUCAGGCGCUGCGGGACAACUCUACCAUGGGCUAUAUGAUGGCCAAGAAGCACCUGGAGAUCAACCCUGACCACCCGAUUGUGGAAACCCUCCGCCAGAAGGCUGAUGCUGACAAGAAUGACAAAGCUGUCAAAGAUCUGGUGGUGUUGCUCUUUGAGACUGCUCUGCUGUCCUCUGGUUUCUCCCUGGAAGACCCCCAGACUCACUCCAACCGUAUCUACAGAAUGAUCAAACUGGGGCUUGGCAUUGAUGAAGAUGAGGUCCCUGCAGAGGAGCCCAGUGCAGCUGUCGCUGAUGAAGUCCCUCCCCUGGAAGGAGAUGAAGAUGCAUCCCGCAUGGAAGAGGUAGACUGAAGUAGGAGAAGAAGCCUCUUCCCUCACCUGCCAGGCCUCUGCCCUAUCUCAUGCCUGCUUAGAAAGGGGAGCCUGCUCCCACCAGCUGCUACUUGAUUUAUUGGUGCUAUUUUUUUGGAUUUGUUUAGUUGGCGUUGGUUUUGGUGGGGUAUGGGAGGGCACGAGUCCCCGUUUGUCAGUAGUGAGUGACUGAGGCAGUCUGAGGCCUACCUGUUCUGUGUCUUUCUGCUUGUGUGGAAACAGCUGAUGGGGAGCAGAGGUGAGGCAUUGGCCUUCCUCCUUCUCCCCUCCCCCGUGGGUUCUCCCAGUAGGCAUCAAACACUGCCCUGAUUCCAUCGGGGUGGGAGAGCCCCUCCUCUGAGUCUCUACCUCCCUGAACCCCCAGGGCAGGAUAUUGUAUUUCAGUUGCCUUCAUUAUUUUCUGUUUGGUUAUUUUCCUGUUGUUUUGUUCUACUGGAAUUAAAGUAUGGAAGAAUGUCACUUA
Messenger RNA from Colius striatus (speckled mousebird), 2947 nucleotides. It is a transcript of the gene HSP90AB1, whose product is annotated as heat shock protein 90 alpha family class B member 1. Gene Ontology annotation, biological process: cellular response to heat; protein stabilization; protein folding. The transcript has 12 exons. Bases 268 to 2463 code for a protein of 731 amino acids. The record is from RefSeq and is a predicted model, not a curated record. Gene Ontology annotation, molecular function: ATP binding; disordered domain specific binding; ATP-dependent protein folding chaperone. Gene Ontology annotation, cellular component: protein-containing complex; cytosol; plasma membrane. Lineage: Eukaryota; Metazoa; Chordata; Aves; Coliiformes; Coliidae.